Molecule: messenger RNA, 849 nt
Organism: Oldenlandia corymbosa var. corymbosa
Lineage: Eukaryota; Viridiplantae; Streptophyta; Magnoliopsida; Gentianales; Rubiaceae
Source: the annotation of a GenBank genome assembly
AUGGGCGACGAAAGAGAUGCUUUUUAUGUGGUGAGAAAAAAUGGUGUUGUUGGGGUUUACAAGAGUAUUGGCGAUCUCCAAGCUCUUCUGAAAUCAUCGGCAAAUGACCCUGACAUAAGUGUCUUCAAGGGGUAUUGCUUGUCAAAGGAGUCUGAGGAUUAUCUUGCCUCACGCGGACUUAAGAAUGCUAUUUAUUCUAUUGAUGCAAAUGAAGUCCAAGGAGACCUUUUCGGACAAGUCGUCACCUGUCCUUUUCGGCAACCAGCUAUCUCUUCAAAAGAGAAAACACCUAUCAAGAACGUCCCAGAAAAGAGAUUACCGGAGGUAGUUGGAUCUGCUUCAUUCUCCGACCACUCUCAUCAAAAGCAUCUCAAAGUAGAUAAUUUUCUUAGAGUGCCUCCAGUUUCUUCUUAUUGUUCUUCCUGUAUUCUCGAGUUUGAUGGUGCUUCCAAGGGAAAUCCUGGACUUGCUGGUGCAGGUGCGGUGCUGCGUACUGCAGAUGGAAGGAUGGUUUUUCGACUGCGAGAAGGUUGUGGCGUUGCAACUAACAAUGCGGCUGAGUAUCGGGGUGUUAUUUUAGGCUUGAAGUAUGCUCUUGAAAAAGGGUUCAAACACAUUCGUGUCAAAGGAGACUCCAAGCUUGUCUGCAUGCAGGUUCAGGGUCUAUGGAAAACUAAAACCCAGAACAUGGCUGAUUUGUGCAAGGUGGCCCGAGAGCUCAAAGAUCAGUUCGUCUCCUUCCAGAUUGAGCAUAUGGAAAGAGAAUUCAACAGUGAUGCUGAUGCACAAGCUAACUUGGCUGUCUAUCUCAAAAGUGGUGAAGUCCAAGUUGAAUGUGACAUAAAAUAG